This is a messenger RNA of Halteromyces radiatus, 306 nucleotides long. RefSeq lists its product as uncharacterized. The transcript has a single exon. The coding region runs from base 98 to 262 and encodes 54 amino acids. The record is from RefSeq and is a predicted model, not a curated record. NCBI's taxonomy places the organism in Eukaryota, Fungi, Mucoromycota, Mucoromycetes, Mucorales, Cunninghamellaceae.
GAUGUCAAACUUCUUUUUCGUUAGGAAUGGCAGCUUGUUGUUAGGAUCUUGGUGGUGGACGAAGGCUUCUGGUUAGUACUAUGUUACAUAUAGCUGAAUGUAUAGUAGUGAUAGUUUUAUGAAAGUAUGUUAUUCCCUCUUUUUUUGUAGCUUUAGUUUUAGUAUUACAUGUAUAUAUAGAUCAUCAUAUGGUUUAUUUAUUUAUUAUUAUAAAAUCGUCAUUAUUACUACUGCUACUACUAUUAUUACUAUUAUCAUAUGAAUAGAUAAACGUUUGGGACCAGUGUUUCUCUUACUUGGGACCUU